Messenger RNA from Cydia amplana, 1125 nucleotides. Its product is annotated as lysophosphatidylserine lipase ABHD12-like. Gene Ontology annotation, molecular function: monoacylglycerol lipase activity; phosphatidylcholine lysophospholipase A1 activity. Bases 19 to 1125 code for a protein of 368 amino acids. The record is from RefSeq and is a predicted model, not a curated record. Gene Ontology annotation, biological process: phosphatidylserine catabolic process; monoacylglycerol catabolic process. Gene Ontology annotation, cellular component: endoplasmic reticulum membrane. The transcript has a single exon. Lineage: Eukaryota; Metazoa; Arthropoda; Insecta; Lepidoptera; Tortricidae.
UGCAGUAAAACAGUUCAAAUGGUACUUGGGACAAUACUAACGGCAGGUGCGUCGGUCACCGCCAGCCUAUUAUUUGUCCACGUCGCUGUCCUACCCCUGGUCUUCAAAUACAGCAAAUUCAUCCAGAGGAAAAUUGUCUUCUCGAACUGUGUCAACUACCCAAGAGAUCCCGAUUAUGAGAAUCCCUCGAAAUGUAAUGUUAUAGGCGGAAGAAAUUUCCAAGUGGAGUUUCAUUCAGUGGCCGCCAAUUGCCCUGUGAAGAUCGGAGCGUGGCAAAUGAUUCCCUAUUCGUUAUGUCAAUGUAGAACUUGUGAUGCAAAAAAAAAGCAAUGUUGCUCCGUGCAAAGUCUGCAGCAAACACGAAAUCCUAUCGUUUUAUACUGCCACGGUAACUCCAACCACAGAGGAUCGCCACACAGACUGUUAAUGUACCAAGUAUUUCAAAAGCAAAAUUUCCAUGUCGUCACUUUUGAUUAUCGCGGCUAUGGCGAUUCCACUGGCAUUCGACCGACGGAGGACGGUGUGGUAGAAGACGCUUUUCAUAUGUACUCAUGGAUAAUGGAUAAUGUAAAGCAAAACAGCCCGAAAGUGUUGAUCUGGGGACACUCGCUCGGCACAGCCGUGGCGUCGAACCUAGUUGCAAACUUGGAUAAACUAUGCGAACGGUUUAAGAAGAAACUUAUGCCGCUACCGUACGCAUUGGUUCUGGAGGCGGCGUUCAACAAUCUGUGCGAUGAAAUCGAGAAGCAUCCUUUGUCUAAACUCGUUUCUUGGUUACCGUAUUACAAAGACACGUUUCUGAAGCCUUUUAUUGAUUCAUCGGAAUACGCGUUCCAAACAGAUCAGCAUUUGAAGUUGGUUCCUGAUUUACCGAUAUUGCUCAUGCACGCUAAAGGUGACAAGAUAGUACCAUAUGAGUUGGCUGUUAAAUUGCAUCGGGAUAUAAAGGAGUCUCGAUUAGAAGGCGGAGCGCCCAUCAUGCUGCACACCUUUAGCCGCGGACAAGGCUUGGGCCAUAAUAACAUAUGUGAAGCUGAAAGUUUACCCGAAGUUGUUUCAAAGUUCAUGGAUAUUGUUGAUAGUUACAAUUCUAACAAAGUGUCAGAAUAUAAAGUUGUUUUAUAA